Molecule: messenger RNA, 324 nt
Organism: Microthlaspi erraticum
Lineage: Eukaryota; Viridiplantae; Streptophyta; Magnoliopsida; Brassicales; Brassicaceae
Source: the annotation of a GenBank genome assembly
AUGCAAGAAUAUCGACGUGUUGAUGAAGAGGGCAAGAACUGGAAUGUGUAUAUUGAUCUAUCUAAGCAAAUUGUUUUCUCCAGAAAAGAACUCUUUUGUUUUCCAGGAAUUAAGUCCAAGAGACGCCAAGUGACUAAUGGACUUUGUCAUCCAUUUAUAAUCCUAAAACUCAUAUUCUUCUUUGAAACCAAAUAUUUUGGAGUCUAUGCAUUCAUCUUCACAAAAGCAAAGCUUGAGUUUCUUUCUAAGACGAGAGUAGACGAGACGUCACGAGAAUGGCCCACCAAAGCUAGACGAGAAGAUGAUGGAAGAUUGUUGCUCUGA